ACGAGAGGAUCGCAUUGUUUUUAUCGAAUGAAUGAAUCUGUCUGCUUCUUGGCUUCUAUUUCACCAAUUUUGACUCUUUUUAUGGUUUUGUGUAAAUCCUAUUGUGGGUUGGUUGUACCUGGAUUGUAUUGCAUUUUGCAGAUUCCGAUAACCUAAUCUCUAGAAAUUCUUUUUAUCCACGUGAUUCGAAUAUUGAGUUAUUGUUUAUGUUGUUUGUUUUGGACAUUGCAUCAAUAGAUGUAUAGAUAGUUGUGAGUUGUGACAAAAUUCUCAUGUUUUAUCUUUUCAUUUUCCUGAUUUGAGCUUGUGCAAUUCUCAUUAAUGGCUGGCAAUUAGUUUGUAGUGCUUAGAUCUAAGAAGACAAAUGAAUCAUGAUGUUGUGUUGCUCAUUUGUGGUUUUGUUUUUAUCAUGCUAUCAGAACGGUAAUAUUCUGAAGAAUUCACUUGGGUAGAUAAAAUGAGUAGUAAAGCACGACACAGUCUCGAUCCCUUGAAUCUCGACAGAUUCAAUCACGAGGCACUGAUUCCACUUGUAUCUCCGCUCACUGGAAAGAACUACAUAGGCUGGUGUAAUCACAUCGAGCUUCUUCUAACAGCAACUGUCAAGCUUGAUUUCAUCACAGGUAAAUGUGAAAGACCAACAGAGAGGGCAAAGGCAGAGCAGUGGGAUCUUGUUGACAGUAUGGUAAGAUCUUUGAUAUUAGGUUCUGUAUCCAAAGAAAUUGCCCAACAUUUCAUUCAUGCUAAGACUGCUAAAAGCUUAUGGGAAGAAAUUAAAGGGAGGUAUGGAUCUCAUGGCCCUCUCUUGUACAGAAUUCAUCGUAAACUUAGAAGUAUCAGACAAGGAAAUGCAGAUUUAUUUGAGUACUACUCAAAACUUUGCAAUCUUUGGAGUGAGCUUCAUUAUUUGAAGCCCAUACCAGUCUGCAAAUGCAAGUGUAAUGUUGGUAAAGAAAUUUCAGUGGGCGAGUGCAAUGGCUGCAUUCUUGCUAAACAAAUUGCAGAUGACAAAAGUGAAACUGAACUGUUUCAAUUUCUGAUGGGUUUAAAUGAUUGUUAUGAUAAUGUGAGAGAUCUUAUACUACUCAUGGAGCCCCUGCCUACGCCAAGCAAAGCUUACUCGAUGCUUCUUGGUGUGGAAACAAUGAGGGAAUUGAGUAAAGGAGAGAAAGGUUGUGAAAAAACACAUGAUCUAGUUUGUAGUUAUUGUAAGAAGAUUGGACACACUCAUGAGGGUUGUUUCAAACUUCAUCCCAAGACUAAACGCUCUAUGUGAGAAAUUGAAAAGGAGGGACCAAUGGAGUGAUGAUGUCUUUUGUGUCUUUCUUGCAAAGCAAAGCAAAACAAUCUAAAUAAUGAUCAACUGAAAACAUGUUUUUUGUAGUGAUGUUGCUUAAUCUAAUGAAUUCAUAAAAAGACUUUGUGUCGUUUCUUCCUGCUUCGAAUUAAUAGGCCUAACCAUGUAUGAUAUGCUUGUCUGUUUCCUUUAUCAAUUGUUGAAUUGAAGAAAACCUUAGUGUGGUUCUUGUU
Molecule: messenger RNA, 1530 nt
Organism: Impatiens glandulifera
Lineage: Eukaryota; Viridiplantae; Streptophyta; Magnoliopsida; Ericales; Balsaminaceae
Exons: 2
Coding region: 458-1276 (272 amino acids)
Source: RefSeq, a predicted model, not a curated record